Messenger RNA from Rotaria sp. Silwood1, 3294 nucleotides. NCBI's taxonomy places the organism in Eukaryota, Metazoa, Rotifera, Eurotatoria, Philodinida, Philodinidae. The record is from the annotation of a GenBank genome assembly.
AUGGUAUUUCGUAUUCCUGUAACAAUUCAUAGUGUACCAGAAAAAUUUCUUAUUGUAUGUGAAACUGGUCAUGAAACUAUACAAUGGUUAUGUGAAAAAGCUUAUAAAAUAUAUACUGAAAAAUAUCAUGAUAAAACAGUACCUUAUUAUUUUGUGGCUCGACGUUCAUAUGAUCGAUGUUUAUUAUCACUUGAUGAUCAUAUUGAAUAUGUAUUAAAAGAUAAUGAAUCAAUAGAAAUUGAUAUAGCUAAACAAUUUGAUAAUGAUGAUGAUGAUUCAUUUAGUACAGCAACAGAUGAAGAACGUCAUGUUGUUCUACUCGAUGGAUAUCAUUUAAAAUGCAGUGAUUUAGUUCGACUCGGUACUGGUGAUUAUCAAAUUGAAUUACCAGAUGAAACAUGGAAUUUAAUUCAUAAAGCACGAGAAAUUGUUGAUCAUAUUAUUACUAAUAAAAAAGUUGUUUAUGGUGUAAAUACAGGUUUUGGUUCAUUUGCAUCAACAAUUAUUUCUGAUGAAAAACUUGCUGAUUUACAAACACGAUUAAUUGUUUCACAUUGUGCUGGUGUUGGUGAACCAUUAACAAUUGAACGAGCUCGAAUGAUGUUUGCAUUACGUAUUAAUAUUCUUGCAAAAGGAUAUUCAGGCAUAUCAGAAGAUACAUUACGUAAAAUUAUAACUGCAUUUAAUAAAUCUUGUAUUCCUGAAAUUCCAUCACAAGGCACUGUAGGAGCUUCUGGUGAUUUAGCACCAUUAGCACAUUUAGCUGCUGGUUUAAUGGGUGUUGGACGUAUGUGGUCACCAAAAACAGGUUGGGGCAAUGCAAAUGAUGGUUUAACAAUGAUCAAUGGAACACAAUUUAUUACAGCACUUGGAGCUGAAGCUGUUGAACGAGCUAUAUUAAUUGCUCGUCAAGCAGAUAUAAUUGCAGCUUUAAGUACAGAAGCAUUACGUGGUACAGUUCGACAUUUACAUCCAAAUCUUCAUGCAUCUCGACCUCAUGUUGGACAAAAUCUUGUUGCAGAACGAUUACGUGCAUUAUUAUCUUCUCCAUUACAUCCAUCAGCAAUAUCAGAAAGUCAUGCUAAUUGUGGUCGAGUACAAGAUGCUUAUUCAAUUCGAUGUGUUCCACAAAUUCAUGGUAUAUCAUGGGAUACAAUAAAAUUUGUUAAAAAAAUUAUAACAACUGAAAUGAAUAGUGCAACAGAUAAUCCACUUGUAUUUACAGAAACUGAUGAAGUUGUUUCAGGUGGUAAUUUUCAUGGAGAAUAUCCAGCUAAAGCUUUGGAUUAUUUAGCAAUUGGUGUACAUGAAAUAGGUAGUUUAAGUGCAUGUCGUAUGGAACGACUUGUUAAUCAUGGUAUGAGUGGUUUACCAGCUUUUUUAACACUUGAAGGUGGAUUAAAUUCUGGUUUUAUGAUUGCACAUUGUACAGCUGCAGCACUUGUUUCGGAAGAUAAAGUUUUAUGUCAUCCAUCAUCAGUUGAUAGUAUAUCAACAAGUGCUGGUCAAGAAGAUCAUGUUUCAAUGGGUGGAUGGUCAGCUCGAAAAGCAUUGAAAGUUAUUGAUAAUGUUGAAAUUAUUCUAGCAAUUGAAUUAUUGAUGGCUUGUCAAGCUAUUGAUUUAUUAUAUCCAUUAACAUCUACUUCUCCAUUACAAGCUAUUCAUACUUUAGUACGACAAUCAAUUGCUACUUGGGAUAAAGAUCGAUUUAUGUCUCAUGAUAUUGAAACAGCUACACGUAUUGUUAAAUCUGGUGUUAUUUGGAAAACAGCACAACCUUAUAUUCAAAAUUAUCAUAAUUAUUAUUAUGUAGAACAUCAUGGAGAACCAUUACCAAAAGCUGAAAUAUUGAUGAAAUUGAUAUAUGUUUUUAUUCUUCAAUUAGAAAUAAUAAUGAUUAUGAUGAUUUAUGCAAAAAAUUAUAGUGCAUCUGAAUUAAAUCGAUUACGUAUUACAAAACGUUAUCGAAAUCAUUUAUUAAUAAGAUCAUCAAUGAAAAAUAUUACUCAAACAAUAGUUUCUAUUGGUUUAGGAAUUAUUGAAAUAGAAGGAAUUAAUCCACACCAACAGGUUAUUACACUUAAUGUUAAUUUUGAAUUAAAAUGGUGUGAUGAUCGUUUACUUUGGAAUACAAGUGAACAAUUAUGUUUAAGUAAACGAAAUCGUUCGGCAAUAUUUUUUACUGCAAAUGAAAUAUGGACACCAGAUAUUGUUGCAAUAAAUGGACCAGGCAAAACAGAAAAAGAAGUUAAAUAUCAAUAUCCUAUUUUAGCUCUAUGUAGUGGUAUUGUUCGAUGGUCAUAUCAAGAUAAACUUGUAUCAUAUUGUGAAAUAAAUGUUCAAAAUUUUCCAUUUGAUAAACAAUAUUGUACAAUACUUCUUCAAUCAACAAUAUAUGAUUCAAAUGAAUUAAAAUUACGUAGUUUAUAUAAAGUAGUACAAUUAUAUAAUUUUAUAAAUACAGAAUGGAAAAUAAUACAUGCAACAAUUGAAGAACUUGAUUUAUAUAAUCCAUAUUAUGAACGUUAUUUUAGUACAAUUAAAAUAAAUAUUGAACUUGUACGUCUUUCACGUUUUUAUGUUGGAAAAAUAAUUUUUCCUUUUUCUAUUAUAUCAUCACUUGGAUUAUUUUCAUUUUGUUUACCAACAGAUAGUAAUGAAAAAAUAACACUUACAGUUAGUGUUUUAUUAUCAUUAACUAUUUAUUUACAACUUAUAUCAGAUUAUGUACCAAAAAAUGAACGUGGACUUUGUACAUUAACAUUAUAUUCAAAUAUAAUAUUUUCAUUAGUUUUUUUAUCUUGUCUAUUUAAUAUAUUAACAAUAUUUAUUUAUUAUUAUGAAGAAUAUUUUUUAAGAAAUAAAAUAUCAAAAAAAACAUUUUUAUUUACUAUACAUCAAUCAUUAAUAGAAUUAAAUAAAAAACGUCAAAUAUUAUUUAAAAAAUGUCGAAAUAAUCAAAAAUAUUUAUCAAAACAUAUUGAUAUUAAUGCAUUUGAAAUAUUACAUGAUAUAAAAUAUAUACGAGAAUUAUUAAAAAAUUUACUUAUACGAGAAAAUUUUGUUGAUUAUCGUCAUAAUUUAUUUUAUCCACAACGAUCAAUUAAACAACUUGCUGUAUUUGUUGAUAGAAUUUUAUUUUUUAUUUAUCUUAUUUCAAUGCCAUUAAUUUUAAUUAUAUUAUUUAAAGCAAAUAGUCAAUCAAAUAUAUUACCAACAACAAAAAAUCAAUUACUUGAUCUACGUAAAAUAUCUAUUGAUCCAGCACCUGUUUAUCGUGGAUGUCCAACCUAA